AUGGCAAUCCAAGCAAACCACGGCGCCUCAGUCGCUGACAUCAUCGCAAUCGGACCUGAGUCGGAGAGUGUUCAGGCGUGGCGUGAGCGAUGCGGAAUUAAAACCGAAUCUCAGAUCCGCUUGGUGAAGUUGGCUCAUAUGCGCUAUCAGCAUCCCGAUCUAGAGGAAAUUACUAUUUUCCUUCAAGAUUUUGGUAUGACAAUAGCCAAGCAAACAGAUGAUGAGGUUUGGUAUCGGGGGUACGGAGCAGACCCCUACGUGUAUUACGCCAAGAAAGGUCCAAAGCAGUUCCUUGGUGGUGCAUUUGAAGUCGAAUCAUACCGAGAUCUAGAGAGAGCGACGCAGCUACCCACGGCUGGAAAGAUCGAGGAUCUUACUGGUGCCCCUGGUGGAGGAUAUAUGGUCACAUUGACGGACCCUGAAGGGUUUCCGAUGAAUUUACUCUUCGGACAGACACCAGCCACUCCUGGCACAUAUCCCGAGAAGCUUGAACUCAACUAUGAGACUGAAAAGCCACGAGUUCGCAGAUUCCUCCGUUUCCAGCCCGGACCGGCCGCAGUCCAUAAGCUUGGUCAUUACGGUGUAUGCACCACAAACUUCGAAGGCCUUGUCGAGUUCUACACAAAGAACUUCAACAUCGUCCCAACAGACUUCCUGUACAUCGAAAAAGAACAAACCAAGACAAAUGUCGCGCUAUUCGCCCACAUCGAUCGUGGCGACAAGCAUGUCGAUCAUCAUUCCUUCUUUAUGAGUUCAAAUCCGACAAGCCACGUUCACCACUGCUCUUUCGAAGUCCAUGAUUUCGACACGCAGAAACUCGGACAUCAGUGGCUAGCCAAGAAGGAGUACAAGUCUGUCUGGGGAGUCGGUCGGCACAUUCUUGGGUCUCAGAUUUUUGAUUACUGGUGGGAUACAACAGGGAACAUGAUUGAGCAUUAUGCAGAUGGGGACUUGGUAAAUGACCAGACACCUAUUGGUUAUGGUCCUGCUGGCGAUGAGUCUUUGGCUGUUUGGGGCCCUGAAGUUCCAUCUUGGUUUUUGCAGUGA
Penicillium canescens is the source of this 1047-nucleotide messenger RNA. Its product is annotated as trihydroxytoluene oxygenase. Gene Ontology annotation, cellular component: mitochondrion. NCBI's taxonomy places the organism in Eukaryota, Fungi, Ascomycota, Eurotiomycetes, Eurotiales, Aspergillaceae. Gene Ontology annotation, biological process: L-methylmalonyl-CoA metabolic process. The transcript is spliced from 5 exons. The record is from RefSeq and is a predicted model, not a curated record. Gene Ontology annotation, molecular function: methylmalonyl-CoA epimerase activity. Bases 1 to 1047 code for a protein of 348 amino acids.